Messenger RNA from Tripterygium wilfordii, 2342 nucleotides. RefSeq names its product COBRA-like protein 7. The transcript has 2 exons. The coding region runs from base 229 to 2172 and encodes 647 amino acids. The record is from RefSeq and is a predicted model, not a curated record. NCBI's taxonomy places the organism in Eukaryota, Viridiplantae, Streptophyta, Magnoliopsida, Celastrales, Celastraceae. Gene Ontology annotation, cellular component: membrane. Gene Ontology annotation, biological process: cellulose microfibril organization.
CAAAAACCUUUUAGUUGUCUGGAUUUUGUGCGGUGAUCUCAUAAGUAUUUAUAGCAUCCUCAACAUUGAAUCUCUCAAACAAGAAAAGGAAUUCACAUGUUUCCAAAUUCCAAAAGCUUUCUCUAAUCUGUCCCUCUGUUUCUCUCUACGCGUUUACGCUUUCCUGUUCGUCGCUUAAAAUCCUCUGCAAUAUCAUUGAUAGAAACUAAGAAGAACAGCAUCAAAAGCAUGGCUUUGGGCUUUAGUAGUAGUGUAGUGUUCAUUUUGUUCCUUUUUUCAUCAAUACCCUUCUCGAUUUCCCAGGCGCCGUCUUCACCUGCGGAUGCCUGUAAUGGGGUGUUUGUGUCGUACACUUACGAAAGCGGGUCGCGGCUGCCGCCGGUGAAUCCGAGGAAUCAGGCGUACCGGUUCGAGUCCACGUUGACGGUGCUGAACAACGGGCUCGAGGACCUCAAGGCAUGGAGGGUAUUUGUGGGGUUUCAGCACGAGGAGUUCUUGGUCUCUGCUUCUAAUGCUGUGCUUGCUGAUGGGGCUAGCGUGCCUGGGAGUGUUGAAAAUGGGACUGUUUUUGCUGGGUACCCGAUGACGGAUCUUAAGACGGCGAUUGAGACUGCAGGGGACGUGACCCAGAUGCAGGUUCAGGUGAAGCUGGUGGGGACGCAGUUCGGAGUGUCUCCGCCGCGCGUGCCAUUGCCGGCGAAUAUUACGUUGGCUAAUGAUGGGUUCGUCUGUCCCAAGACUACUCUGCAAGGUACAAAUGAGCUGCAAGUUUGUUGCACUGUGAACCCGAAUUUGAAGACAAACAUAACGGUAGACGGAGAAUUCCUCCCUCGCCGAGAGGGUGAUCUUACAAUAAUGUAUGAUGUGAUCAGGACUUAUGAGGCAAAUUACUGGGCACAGGUUACAGUAGCAAAUCAUAAUCCUCUUGGCCGACUCGAUAAUUGGAAACUGAGCUGGGAUUGGAUGAAUGAUGAAUUUAUCUAUACCAUGAAAGGGGCAUACCCUUAUGUUGUUGAUUCCUCUGACUGCAUACUUGGUCCGCAAGGUGUAUACUACAAGGAUCUAGAUUUUGCCAAUGUACUGAAUUGUGAAAGAAGGCCGACGAUAAUCGACCUACCUCCAACAAAGGCCAAUGAUACUACCCUGGGUUUGGUUCCAUUUUGUUGUCGUAAUGGGACAAUCUUGCCAACAACAAUGGACCCAGCGAAGUCGAGUUCAGUGUUCCAGCUUCAAGUCUAUAAGAUGCCACCCAAUUUGAACCGAUCAGAGCUUUCCCCACCUCAGAACUGGAGGAUCAAUGGCACACUGAACCCUGAUUAUCAAUGUGGUCCUCCUGUGCGAGUAAGUCCGAGCCAAUAUCCAGAUUCAAGUGGCUUGCCGUUGAACAAAACUGUCUUUGCCAGUUGGCAGGUGGUUUGUAAUAUCACCCAGCCCAAGGGAGCAAGCCCUAAAUGUUGUGUAUCAUUCUCUGCAUACUACAAUGAAUCUAUUGUCCCUUGCAAGACCUGUGCUUGUGGUUGUCCUAGUAACACAGGUAGAACUUGUAGUGCCACAGCUCCUGCUCUUCUUCUUCCUGCACGGGCACCUCUCGUUCCAUUUGAGAAUCGUACUGUGUUGGCGACUACUUGGGCCGGCCUUAAACAUCGGACAGUGCCGAACCCGUUGCCGUGUGGAGAUAAUUGUGGAGUCAGCAUCAACUGGCACCUAUAUUCAGACUAUUCUCGAGGAUGGUCUGCAAGGAUCACAGUUUUCAACUGGGAUGAAAUUGCUUUUCCUGACUGGUUUGCUGCUGUACAAUUGGACAAUGUAUCCCAUGGCUUUGAAAAGGCCUACUCCUUUAAUGGAUCUGCGUUGGAACUGAACGGUGUCAAUAAUACCAUAUUCUUGCAGGGGCUUCCUGGACUGAAUUAUCUUGUUGGAGAAACUGAUGGAGCCAACCCUGAAAGGGAUCCUAGGGUUCCUGGAAAACAACAGUCGGUCAUCUCGUUCACGAAGAAAACAACUCCUGGAAUUAAUGUGGCUGCUGGAGAUGGAUUUCCUACUAAAGUGUUCUUUAAUGGCGAGGAAUGUGCACUUCCUGCUUUUCUCCCAAAUGACAGCAGUAGAACAGUCUCAGCUAUGGCGUUUUCAGUUCUCAUAGCAGCAAUGGCGUUUUUAUUCAUGCAGCAGUAGCGGAUGGACAAGGAUGCUUGGUUAUCCAGCUGCUGCUAUUUUUUCAUUCUUUUAGUAUUCUGAUUGAUGAAUGCUUUACCCAGAGAAUCAGCAUUGCAAGAUUGCAAUGUCUGUGAUGCUUGGUACAUCUGCUGUUGAUUUGAAGAAUCUGAGAUUCUGAAUUGUGGAUA